Saccoglossus kowalevskii is the source of this 842-nucleotide messenger RNA. RefSeq names its product ranBP-type and C3HC4-type zinc finger-containing protein 1-like. Gene Ontology annotation, biological process: proteasome-mediated ubiquitin-dependent protein catabolic process; protein linear polyubiquitination. Gene Ontology annotation, cellular component: LUBAC complex. Lineage: Eukaryota; Metazoa; Hemichordata; Enteropneusta; Harrimaniidae. The record is from RefSeq and is a predicted model, not a curated record. Gene Ontology annotation, molecular function: ubiquitin binding; ubiquitin-protein transferase activity.
UUUCCACCCUCACAGAUUUCCCUGCGUCAGUACACGGAACCCGGAAGCACGUAACAUAAAAUGUCUUUCUAAAUCGUAAGGCUACAAACCCUCUGUGAUGGUAUCUCUCAGAAGUUCAAAAACAGAUUAAAGCAUGCUCGGGACGAUGCUGGCGUCCGGGAGAGCCACCUUGCUUCGAUACGAUCCAAAUGGUAAACCACCAUGGCGACCACUGACUGAAGGCAGUCCAACUGAUGGUACACCUGCCCUUCUGCAAUUAUAUGAACUUCAAGGAGCACAAUUUUCGUUUGUGGCGAAAUAUUUACAUACGAAUACGGAGCUGCUGCGAUUGAAUCUGAAUAAUGUGAAAUACAAUAUACAGUCCGAAACAAAGCAUGAUAUUACUAUUGACGAUGGCUCUAUAUACUCGGUCAAGUUUCUUGAUGCUAAAGAAGGAAACAUGUUUACCACAAUAGUAAAUAAUACCAUCCACGAAAUCAAACGAGCUGGUGCAGAUAUUUCUCGAGGCCGAGGCAGAAGCAUACCCCUUCCUGGUAUGGUGGGUUUACCUAAUGUGCAGUCACCCAAGGAAGCAUGGCUUCCAGCAAGUGGGGGUCAGGGUGCAUACCGAAGACCACCUCCACCUCCAAGACCUUCUAAUUCAACAAAUGGAAGACAAAGUGACCCACAACUAGACAUAACUUUCGAUAACUUCAAAAAAGCUGUAGCAUCUGGGGAUGUUCGAGCAGCAACAGAUUUUGCCAAAGUAUUGGCAGAGAAACGAUACAAUGGAUCAGUAGAUGCUACAACAUUACCUAGACCGGCAUCUUACAAGGACCAAAUGAUAAAGUGAGUAUAUAACU